Messenger RNA from Corythoichthys intestinalis (scribbled pipefish), 4242 nucleotides. RefSeq names its product ubiquitin specific peptidase 4 (proto-oncogene) (gene usp4). The coding region runs from base 137 to 3148 and encodes 1003 amino acids. Gene Ontology annotation, biological process: protein deubiquitination. The record is from RefSeq and is a predicted model, not a curated record. Lineage: Eukaryota; Metazoa; Chordata; Actinopteri; Syngnathiformes; Syngnathidae. Gene Ontology annotation, molecular function: cysteine-type deubiquitinase activity. The transcript has 22 exons. Gene Ontology annotation, cellular component: nucleus.
GAAACUGUACUACAGUCAGUAGCCCCGGUGCACCUCGCAGCCACCGUAGGAGGAAGUACGCCCUCGUCGGCCCAAACAGCUUCCCUUCUCUUGCAGCCGCGCUCCCCAGAUACCGGCACGCUAGCUCGCCUACACGAUGGCCGAAGGAGGCGGACCCGACUCGGGCGGCUCGGCGGACUCCGACCCGGAUAUGCCAACCGCAUCCACGGAUAACCAAAAACAGGCUAUUGGCUCACUACUUAAGACCUCACUGAAAAAGGGCGACGAAUGGUAUCUAGUGGACAGCCGCUGGUUCAAACAAUGGAAGAAAUAUGUAGGCUUUGACAACUGGGACAUGUACAAUGUUGGAGAGCGUAGCCUAUAUCCAGGACCUAUUGAUAACUCGGGCCUGUUCUCUGACCAGGACAAACAGGUCUUGAAAGAGCACCUCAUUGAUGAGCUGGACUAUGUUCUUGUACCCACGGAAGCAUGGACUAAGCUUGUCAGCUGGUAUGGCUGCCUAGGUGCCCAAAGACCUAUUGUCAGAAGGGUUGUUGAACAUGGCAUGUUUGUCAAACACUGCAAGGUGGAGGUCUACUUGCUAGAGCUGAACCUGUGCGAAAAUGAUAACAUGGACAAUGUGGUCACUCGGUACUUCAGUAAAGCUGAUACUAUUGAUACCAUAGAAAAAGAGAUGAGGACACAAUUCAGUAUUCCACCAGAAAAAGAAACAAGGCUGUGGAACAAAUAUAUGAGCAACACCUACGAGCAGCUGAACAAACCUGACAGCAGUGUACAGGAUGCUGGACUCUUUCCGGGGCAGGUGCUUGUGAUUGAGCGCAGGAAUGAAGAUGGAACAUGGCCAAGGCAAGCCUCUCAUUCCAAGUCCAGUACAAACCCAUCUAGGACUUUCACCACCUCCCCAAAACUGUCCUCUAACUCGUCUGCCAGUGUCUCGCCCACAGUCACCAAUGGAAACAGCAGCUGCGGGGCUGGUUACACGCUCAACAACAGUGCCACGUCUGGCAGCAGGCAGGGACUGGGGGGUUAUAAUUCCUACAGCUCCUCCUACAACUACAGAGAAUCCCAGUCCCAGCCUGGCCUGUGCGGUCUCAGUAAUCUAGGCAACACAUGUUUCAUGAACUCUGCUCUCCAGUGCCUGAGCAACACGUCACCGCUCACCGAAUAUUUCCUAAACGACCAGUACGAGUACGAGAUUAACCGGGGCAAUCCACUGGGAAUGCGGGGUGAGAUUGCAGAGGCCUACGCUGAUCUAGUGAAGCAGAUGUGGCUCAGCCGCAGCAGUUCAGUGGCCCCACGCACCUUCAAAACACAGGUGGGGCGCUUUGCGCCCCAGUUUUCAGGCUAUCAGCAGCAAGAUUCCCAAGAACUUCUGGCCUUCUUGCUUGAUGGGCUCCAUGAAGAUCUGAACCGUGUGAAGAAAAAGCCAUAUUUGGCCCAAAGGGAUGCUGAGGGUCGUCCUGAUGAGAUCGUCGCUACAGAAGCCUGGACAAACCACCGCUUACGCAAUGACUCAAUCAUUGUUGAUAUCUUUCACGGCCUCUUCAAAUCCACUCUGGUGUGUCCGGAGUGUUCAAAGGUGUCUGUGACCUUUGACCCUUUCUGCUACCUCACUCUGCCUCUGCCCAUGAAGAUCGAUCGUAGUAUGGAGGUCAUCCUUGUGCGAGCGGACCCACAGUCCAGACCCACACAGUAUCGAGUUGUAGUUCACAAAGUGGGCAACGUAAUGGAUUUGUGCUGCGCCUUGUCCAGACUCUGUGGAAUUCCUCCAGAAAAUAUGGUGGUGGCUGAUGUUUAUAAUUGCAGGUUCCACAAAAUUUACAGAAAGGAUGAUACCCUCAGUCAAAUUAUGGAUAAAGAUGAGAUCUAUGUAUAUGAAGUGCAGGAGGAGGAUGGUGAGACAAUGAACCUGCCAGUCUAUUUUAGGGAGCGACAUUCAAAACAAGCUGCAAGCUCCGCCAGCACUAUGCUCUUUGGCCAGCCUUUACUCAUCACUGUGCCCCGUCAAAACCUCAUAGCAGACGUUCUUUAUGAAAAGAUCCUUCAGAGGAUUGGGCGCUAUGUAAAACACCCACAGAGUGGAGGGACUGAAAGUAGAGCAUCAGCUUCAGCCACCUUUGCCAGCUGCAGUCAAGUUCCUGAAUGUUCCACAUCAUCCAGUCCAAAUGCCAUCUUAGGUGGCUGCAGCAGUCCUCUAUCAGAGGGGGCCACCUGCAGUGCCAGUUCAAGUAACUGCAGUAACCGCUCAGAAACUUGCGCUGAAACCAACGGCGUAUAUGAUGGGGAGGAUGAGGCCAUGGAUCACCAGGUCAGUCCUGAUUCACAAAAUGGCCAGUCUGAAGAGGAGACAUCUGAUUUGGAAAACGGGACAAGAGAGGGAGAAGCAAAGGCAGGCUCCCUAUCAUCCAAACUCUUUACCUUCAGUGUUGUCAACUCUUAUGGAACAGCCAACAUCAGCCCUCUGCCAUGUGACGGGAACAUCCUCAAACUUAACCCACAUUCCACUGUGGCUAUCGACUGGGACACUGACUCCAAGAAGAUGUGUUAUGAUAAGCAGGAAGCAGAGGCGCGUGAAAAGCAUGAGAGCAUGCUCCAGCCCCCCAAAAAGAAAGCCUCUGUAGCUCUGAGAGAAUGCAUCGAGCUUUUCACAACCAUGGAGACGCUUGGAGCUCAUGACCCAUGGUAUUGUCCCACAUGCAAGAAACAUCAGCAGGCCACGAAAAAAUUUGACCUGUGGUCAUUGCCUCGUAUCCUGGUCGUUCACCUGAAACGCUUCUCUUACAAUAGGUGCUUGAGGGACAAACUGGACACAGUUGUGGAUUUUCCUAUCAAGGAUUUGGACAUGUCAGAGUUUUUAUCCGACCCCAAGGCUGGGCCUCACACAUAUGAUCUUGUUGCUGUGUCCAAUCAUUAUGGAGGAAUGGGCGGAGGUCACUACACUGCGUACGGCAAGAAUAAAGUGGACGGAAAGUGGUAUUACUUUGACGACAGCAGUGUCUCGCCUUCUUCGGAGGAUCAGAUUGUGACUAAAGCAGCCUACGUGCUAUUCUAUCAGCGGAGGGAAGAGGAUGGCCUCAGCAAAACGCAGCCUUCUGCCUCGCUGGGAGGAGCCCCUGACGCUGCUGAGGACGACAUGGACUUAAAUUGAGCUCAUGGCGCCAAACAUACACGCAUACGCUGCUUUAGUGACAAAGACCAUCAAUGUUAUCCCAACCAUAACAAUACUUAGAUUUACGUCUACUAUGGCGUCAGUCGACCAGAGAGAAAAUUAAGUUAGUCAAGAGGAGAAACUUUGUUGCUGUGGAUGAACAAAAGCUUGAUGCCCACAAAGCAGAAUUUCUUCUUAGAAGCCAAAUGCGAAGCUUGUCUCAACCAAAGUGUUCCAAGGUAUGUAUAAAAGUUGGUCUAGAUGAGCCUGCUGUGAGAUUUCAACUCCAUUUUCUGGACAUUACUUGAGCCAAAACGAGCAGCUUGUCCCACACAGACACACAGGACUUUAGUUGUGAUCUCACUGCAAAAAGUGGCCUUUAGUUUGGAUAAAGAGGCACGUUGACUUCUUGGUGAAUUCAACCCAUACCUUCUUCUAGUGUGCAACCUGGACAUUAUGGGUUUUUGUGAUCUGUCAUACAUUUCUGGACCUUUUUGCAAAAGGCUUAGGAUAAAUUAUGUAUACGAUUGCAGUGCAGUAAAGAAAUGACUACGGUAUGUUGUUUGAGAUCUUGCAAGCACACAGAUUUAGGAGACACAAAAUUGAUCCUGACAGUCUGCAAAUUAUCGUAUGGAGGCAGGGCUAGAAGCAUCCAGUCAAAAUCUUACACGGCUCUCCCAGUUUGAAUAGCUAUAUCAUACUAGUGUCUAUGAUGAACGAUCCCAUUAAGCACAAUUAGUGAAUGUUGGAUUGUGCUCUGAUUGUAAGGCACUUAAGGUUUUGUAGUGGUGGAUAAAUGAAUUGUCACCAUCAUAUAGGUCGUCUUGUACUGGACGAACUCCACUACUUUCCAUUUGCCAAUGACAUGUCCUAUAUGUAGUAAUCUUAAUUCAGAAGCUAAAACAAUCAGUGAUUUUGGGUCACCAAAUCCAAAAGGAUCCAACCUAACUGAAGAUAUGUAAAUAAUCACGCUAUUUUAAAUAGGUGUAAACAUUCUUGUCCUCAUAUUUAUCAUGCUGAUAUCUACAGGAUUUGUUUUUAAAUUGAAAUGUUUGAAGUCAAACUACAAUAAAGACUGGAUGCCUCGACAAUAA